ACUAAUCAACCUUCUUUGCAUACAACAAUUUCUUCAAUAACAAAGUCUUUAUUAGAAUUUGACUCAUCAUGGCUAAAAUAUUGAGUUUAUUCAUCAUGGUCACAUCUCUUCUUGUUUUUUCACCAACAUUAUGUUUAUCUAGCAAAACCAAUUAUUAUGGUUACCUAUAUCCACAAUUUUAUGAUUGGUCAUGCCCAAAUGCAAAAGAAAUUGUCAAGUCUGUUGUUGCUAAGGCUGUAACUAGAGAAGCUCGAAUGGCUGCCUCUUUGCUUAGGCUUCAUUUUCACGAUUGCUUUGUCAAGGGGUGUGAUGUAUCAUUGCUUCUGGACAGCAAUGGACCAAUAAUAAGUGAAAAAUUAUCAAACACCAAUAGAAAUUCAGCACGUGGAUUUGAAGUAAUCGAUGAAAUUAAAUCUGCACUUGAAAUGGAAUGCCCUCAAACCGUCUCUUGUGCUGAUAUAUUGGCCCUUGCUGCAAGGGAUUCUACUGUUUUAGCUGGUGGACCAAGCUGGGAGGUUCCAUUAGGAAGAAGAGACUCAAGAGAUGCUAGUAUAAGUGGCUCCAACAAUAACAUUCCUGCUCCUAACAACACAUUUGAUACUAUUCUUACUAAAUUCAAGCUAAAAGGGCUUGAUCUGGUUGACCUUGUUACUUUAUCUGGGAGCCACACCAUUGGAAAUGCAAGAUGCACUAGCUUCAAGCAAAGACUCUACAAUCAAUCAGGAAAUAAUUUACCAGAUUAUACACUUGAUCAAUCAUAUGCUACAGAAUUGAGAACUAUGUGCCCAAAAUUUGGUGGUGACCAAAAUUUAUUUUUCUUGGAUUAUGUCACACCAACAAAAUUUGAUAACAAUUACUACAAGAACUUGUUGGCUUCAAGGGGUUUGUUGAAUUCAGAUCAAAUUCUUGUGACAAAGAAUCAAGCAACAUUAGAAUUGGUGAAAUUGUAUGCCGAAAAUAAUGAGAUUUUCUUCGAUCAGUUUGCGAAAUCUAUGGUUAAAAUGGGAAAUAUUUCACCUUUAACUGGAUAUAAGGGAGAGAUUAGGAAGAAUUGUAGAUACAUGAAUUAAGAGAAAAUAGAUAUUGUGUCUCUAUUUGUUGUAUUUUUAUGUUUUUAUUUUUAACAUUGUUGUAAGUUUUUUUCUUCUUAUUUUUAAUGGUUAGUUUGUAUCAUCCUCAUAUAUUAAGUUCAUCUUGGGUUGCCUUUUU
This is a messenger RNA of Solanum lycopersicum (tomato), 1209 nucleotides long. RefSeq names its product peroxidase 72. Gene Ontology annotation, biological process: hydrogen peroxide catabolic process; response to oxidative stress. Gene Ontology annotation, molecular function: peroxidase activity; heme binding. Lineage: Eukaryota; Viridiplantae; Streptophyta; Magnoliopsida; Solanales; Solanaceae. The record is from RefSeq and is a predicted model, not a curated record.